AUGCCACCGAAGCAAAUUGCCCGCGGUACAAAAAGAGCUGUUCGAGUCACUAGCGAUGUUGUCAACGUGGCGGGGGACGAAGACGCGCUCGUGCGGAAAGGCGAACAACACGAGGUGGAUGGAGAAGAAGCAACGCAAGCGGGCCGGGGAAGAACGCCAACGUCGUCGCAAGCGCGCUCCUCAAGGGCGGCGGGGUCGGUCACGCCAUCGCCCCGUUUGUCGGGGAUCUCCCCGCUGCAGAAGGAGGGCUCUCGUUCCUCCAGGAAGCGUCCCCGCCGCUCCGGCAGUCGAGACGCGACAGAAGAGGAGGAGGAGCAGGAGGAGGAGGAGGAGGCACAGGGGCCAGAGCCGCGUGAUACCGUGGCCGACAGUCGUCGCAGCGGUGCCAGCAAUAUCAGCAGGCUGAGGCCAAGUGGCAAAUUGCCACAGGAAGGUGAGGGAUUCUUUCACGACCUGAGCGCCAUGGAACCACUGCGUGUACGCCUCGGCGUGUGCCCUUUGCCAGGCAACACAACGACGGCUACGACUUCCUCGCUUGCGUCGUCUCCGGCCACGGAGGGAGAGACCUCCACCACGGCGCUGCUGCUGGAGGCCCGGAAGUUUCUUACUUUGCCAGAAGAAAAGGGUGGGACGGAUGUCGUUGGGUGGGCCGCCGCCUUUUCCUCCGUCGCAGUGGAGUUGCCGGGUGAAGGCGUGUAUAACAACGCCUCUGUCUCUGUGACUGUUAUGUUGGCACCGUAG
Messenger RNA from Trypanosoma conorhini, 741 nucleotides. RefSeq lists its product as uncharacterized. The transcript has a single exon. The coding region runs from base 1 to 741 and encodes 246 amino acids. Lineage: Eukaryota; Euglenozoa; Kinetoplastea; Trypanosomatida; Trypanosomatidae. The record is from RefSeq and is a predicted model, not a curated record.